Molecule: messenger RNA, 1741 nt
Organism: Pelagomonas calceolata
Lineage: Eukaryota; Pelagophyceae; Pelagomonadales; Pelagomonadaceae
Source: the annotation of a GenBank genome assembly
CUGCAGGCAUCGUCACCCUUUGGCAGCUCAACCAGUGGAUUCGGGUGGCAAACACGGACCACGCUGCAUCGGAAAUUGAUACGACACCGUCGUAGCCAAACGUAGACGCCCGACGAGCCGACACGCCUGCAAAUCGGCGGUCAGCAAUAAAUUUGACAAGUGCCGACCGGCGGUUACGGCACGCCAUCGCCGUGACGCACGACGAGCAGUAGCCCGCCGGUGGUCACGAACGGGACGCCGCGCGUCGUCGGGCUCAAACGCAGCCAAUAAAACCAGCCGUACUAGCUACACUCGGCACGCGUUGCUGCAGCAUAGGAAAAAAUGAAGCUCCUCGACGUCAAGGAGCGCUGGCUCAUGUGCUGGCUCAUGUUCAUGGGUAGAGGGGUUACCCAGGCCGUGCGCGUUGUACUAGGUGCAUUGAUGCCCUUCAUCGCCGCGGACCUAGAAUUAGACCAUCAGGAGAAGGGGACCGUAUUAGCCGCCUUCGCGGCGGGCUACAUGUGCACGCAGGUGCUGGGCGGCUGGGCCGCCGACAGGUACGGGGGGCGGGGCCCUAUUUUGCUCGCCCUCGGGUCGCUGGGUCUGGGGGCUUAUUGCAUCCCGUGGUCUGCCGAUUUAUUUGGCGCCAAUGGCUUAUCCGCUUGUCUAUUUGUGAUGGGGCUUUGUGAGGGUCCUUCGUAUCCGUCGAUGGGCACAUUGCUGGGACGAUGGAUCCCGGCGCACGAACGAAGCAAGGCGGUCUCGAUCUCCGAUACGGGAUCUUCAUUAGGUUCUAUGUUGACCUUCGCCGUAGCACCUCCAUUAGCAACUCUCUACGGCUGGCGCACGACAAUGAGACUCUGGGCCUACGCUUGCUUAUUGAGUACGGCCGUAUGGUACGUGUACGCCACAAAUGGCCCCGACGAGUGCAUUCGUAUAAGUGUCAGGGAGCUCGAGUACCUGAGGCAACAUGGCAUCGGCAAGGCACCCCAUCACGACAAAAAAGGCAGGCACGCGCCCUUCCCCUACGCGCUGUUCAGGUUCUCGCAGGCCUGGGCCGUGAUCAUCGCCCAUGCCGCGUUCAACUUUGGGCGGUAUUUCGUGUACAACUCUUUGCUACAGUUCUACGUGGAAGAACUGGGCACGAGCGCGGUGGCCGCGGGCCAGCACAUCUUGGUCGGGCAAAUAUUUGAUUGCAUCGGGAAGUUCGGCUUUGCGCCCUUUGCCGAUAGAGCGAUCCGAAAUAAUCCUGCUUCGCGUACAAAAGUGCGGAAAGUUAUUUCUGGUGUGGCGUUCGUGGCCUUUGCCGCUUCGAUGGCCGGGUUAGCUGUUUCCUACUCCGUAGCUGCAGCUACGUGUUGGUUGAUCGUGGCCAAAAUAGCCUCAUCAGCACAUGUCUGCGGCUUCAAGUCGAACUAUUUAGAUCUGACGCAGACGCACAACGGCGUGCUGACCGGCGUGGGCAACAUGAUCGCUACAUUCGCGUCGACGGUAUCACCAUUACUUGGUGGUAGUCUGUUAGAUGGCAGUCGAAGAGGCUGGGAGUCCAUGUUCCUCACGAUCGGGCUGUUGGACCUCGGCGCGGCGGCCUUCUGGUGCGUCUUCGCGUCGGGCGAUGGGAUCGACGACAAGGUCCUGGCGGCGAAGGAGUGCGACUCGCCGCGCACCGUGACGGAGGACCCCGAAUCAACCACCGUGGUGUCGCCGGCGGUCGGCAAGGCCAGGAAAAGUGCUGCGGUCGUAUAAUAAUAGAUGUGUUAAA